Messenger RNA from Pseudo-nitzschia multistriata, 6382 nucleotides. Lineage: Eukaryota; Bacillariophyta; Bacillariophyceae; Bacillariales; Bacillariaceae. The record is from the annotation of a GenBank genome assembly.
CUUGUCGGACAGACCAAAAAAGCUCUCGGAGGGAAAAAGAAAAACGAGAACACAAACGCAAGGACAACCUCGAGAAGCACCACCACCACCACCACCACCACCAUAGCAACAGCAACAGCAACAGCAACAGCGACAGCAACAAGCACCACACGACAAGAAGCACCACCACGGCAACAAGUAUUUCUCGCGGUCCUUUCUCGCCGCCCAUGAACCCCGGACAAGCACCGAACCGCCUCUGUCGCUGCUGCGUUCGGGGAUCCUUGGAGGAGGGCAUUGUCAUUGUCAUUGCCAUUGCUCGGGUGGACCCGCGCCGCUUCCGUUCUCGGUCUUUCUUGGCCACCGCUGGGAGCGACCGGACCGAUCGACCGCAGGGAUGAAUGCUUCGGCGACCCAAGGGAACGCCCCGUCCGAAGUCGACCGGAACGAAAAAGAAGAAGAAGACGAAGAAGAAGAAGACGACGACGACGAGCCCGAGGUCUUGUUCGUCUCCGGUCCCGGACACCGGCGAUACCAUGGCCACGGAGGUUUUGGGGGGGAAGGGCAUCCCCCGCUCGGGACGAUCCGUGGCGGCGACGCGACCAAUCCCAUCGAGCUGAUCGAUCUGAUCGACACCGACGACGACGAAGAAGACGACGACGAAGAGGCGGAGGAAGAAGAAGAAGAAGCCGACGACGACGACGAGGCCAAGCUCCCGCCACCGGCUUUCGAGAGAAGAAGGAGGGACGAAGCCGCAGCGGUUGCCACGACCACGGAUGCUGCUGCGGUGGCCUCUGCAGUCGCGCACAACAAGAACAAGAACUUUACCAACAACAACAACAACAACAACAACAACAUAGACUACGACGACUCCUCCGCUGCUCUUGCGGAACUGGAACUGGAACUGGAACUGGAGCACGAGAACGACAACGACAACGAGAGCAACGAGGACGCGCCGGACCUCCGGAGGCACUGCUGGGCCUGCCACCUGUGGGUCCACCACCCGGGGCUGGCGCCACCGGCGGGCCGGGAGCACCAGGUGUGCCACUCGGCCCUCCACCUGCACCCGACCCUGGGGGUUCCCGUCUGCGUCGUCUGCACCGAGGCCAUCGAGGACCGGGAACUCAGGCUGGCAAGCAGGCAAAGGCAAACGCGAAAGCAGCGGAAGCAGCAACAGCAACAGCGGCACGGGGGAGGAGCAGACAAGGACGCGGACGCCGACAACAGCAAGAGCAACAGCAAGAGCAACGACGAAAGCGAAAGCGAAACCGACAACAAAACCGAUGGAGCACGAAAGGAUCUCUCCGUGGGCUGCAGUGCCUGUGGAAAGUCCGUCGAUUCCGGAGACCUCUCGAGCUGCGGUGUGUGUUUCAGGGCCAUUUGUUCGAGAUGCUCCCGGCAGGCCCGAAACGGCGGGCGAAGCGAGGGGCACAGGGACGGGAAAAACAGCAACAGUAGUAGUAACAACAACAACAUCAACAACAACAACAACGGUGACGACUACGACAACGACCCGCGGAGCUGCAUUUUCUGCCCGUGCGUCCGWCAGCUCCAAAAGGAGCGGGACUCCGACAGCGAGGCCGAGGCCGAUGCGUGCGCCGACGCCAACACCGCCGGGGAGACGCCGGGCCUGCCCGGUUUCCUCCGAACCCUCCGGACCGCGACGCGAAACCUCUUUUCGAGCUCCUUUUCCUCCCCACACGAGCAGAGCCUGGAGGACCUCCUCGAGGAACUCGACUACCUGGAGAMGGAAAAACUCUCCUGCGAGUCCAGGCUGGAGCGCGAGGGGGACCUCCUCGMRGARCUCCGGCGGGARAUCCUCGACGAACGAASGGMRGAUGCGGAGGCCGGACCCACCAAAACGCCGCUGGACAUCGAAGGACUCGUCGGAGARCGWCACGGGGAAUGGAUCGACCACCAGGCGCGGCUGCUGGACCGGAUCAGCAUCCUGGGAGACCUUCUCAAGUCACGCUUUGGAAUCGAGGCCCACGCCGCCUUUUUGUUCCUCCGCGAGCGGCGGUGGGAUUCUUCCGCCUGGGGCCGGCGGAAGCGGGGCAAAAGCGUGGGCGAAAGCGAAAGCGACGACAACAACAGCGACAGCGACAGCGAUGCGGACGAACCUCCCUGGAAGAAAGCCGCGGACCGGGCCAUCGAGAAACGGGCAAGGGCGGAACGAAAGGCCCUGCGAAAGGAGGAGCGGUCGAAGCACCCUCCCCCMCAAACACCCCGGCCGAAGGGCUUUGGGGCCGACGCGGACCCCGAGGACGCCGAGGACCUGGGGAGCACCAGCAGCGAGUCGGGGGGCCACAAGACCACCACCGACGACAACGACAACAACCACGACAACGAUAACGACGACUCCUCCGCCUCCUCCGCCCCGGACCUCUUCGACCUCGGCUGGAGAAAGACCCGGUCCCGGGCCACGCCGGAGGAGGUCCGCAGGGCGAGGCACGCGGAAGACCGCCGGAGGGUGGAGGAGGGCAACGUKAGGCUCGUCGUCCGCAGGGGGAGGGCCGACCGGGACGAAAAAAAGCGCUGGGACGCCGGGCUCGUCUCCUCGAUCCCCCUCGCACCAGGGAUCCUUGGCCGCCGCUCCCGCUCCCGCUCGAACCAGGGGAAGCGGUCCCUGCCGAUUCGGACCAUCUCCCUGGUGGAUUCCACCGGCCACCGCCCUCCGCAGGGAAGGGCCCCCCUUCCCAAGCGAGGAAAAGGAAAAGGCCGCAACUCCUUUUCGUUCCGGACCGAACCGGACCGUCCGGACAAGAUCCGCACCCUSACCGGGAGGUCCAAGAGGGAGAGGAGCGGCUUUGUGCACUCGUCCCUGGUUUUGUCCAAAAMCCCGCUCAUCACGGUCGACCAGAGGAUCGAGAAGCACCUCAAGGACCACCAGAGGGAGGGCAUCGAGUUUGUCUUUCGAAAGGCCUUUGCCGACCUGGGKGGAAGCGGAGAGGAAGCUUCCGUCGGGGGCUGCAUCCUCGCCCACUCGAUGGGACUCGGUAAGAACACAAAGGAAUGGAUAAAAACACRGGCAGUGCACACCUGCCUCCAUUUUUAUCGGUUGGGUGGGUGCUUCAAGGCCUUUCUCGSCGGCGUUCGUUCCCACACUCACACWCACACACACCCGCGUCGUCUGUCCUCUCUCUUUUUGGGUGCUCGAACGGAACAGGCAAGUCCCUCACGUGCAUUUCGCUCCUGCAUUCCGUGAUGCUCCAGCCCUCCCUGACGGAUUCCGGGAGGCGCCGCGGAACCAUCCACAAGGUCCUCCUGGUCGUCCCCGUCAACACCCUUUGCAACUGGGAGGAAGAGUUCGAGAAGUGGACGGGGGGGAUGGAGAAGCAUUGCCGGCUCCCCGUGUGGAACGUGUCGGGGGCCGAGCCCUCGACCCGACCCCUGCUGCUAGGGGAGUGGGAARACAAGGGGGGCGUCCUCCUCACCUCGGACGCCCUCUUUCGGAACAUGGCCAAGAUCGAGGCCAUCGCGGAGCGCCUCGGGGACGCCGACGCCGUGGUGUCGGACGAAAGGUACGUACGUAAUGUCACGUCACGUCACGUCACGUCCGCCGGCCCACUCGCCAACACGAACGACUCCCGGCGCGGCGGUGGUGGCGGCCUUGCCAUGCGCCCUUUUUCUCUCACACCCACCCAUCCGUUCUUCUUGUUCCUUGCCUUCGUUCGCCCCUGCCCCUUUCCUUUUUGAAAACGCAACAAAUACAACAACAACAACAACAACAACAACAACACAGCCACAUAAUGCUCAAGAACAAGGACAACCUCGUUUAUAAGGCGUUUAUGACAAUCAAGACCAAGCGGCGGAUCUGCCUGACGGGGACGCCCUUCCAGAACAACCUACUGGAAUACUACCGGAUGAUUUCCUACAUUCGCCCAAACCUCCUCGGAAGCUCGGAAAGGGAGUUCCUCAGGGAGUACAGCGAUCCGAUCCACGCCGGGAUGGGRACGGACGCUCCGGAAGACAAAAAGGCCGAGGCCGACGGCCUCCUGGAAUCCUUCUUCGAGACGCUAAGGCCCUUUGUCCACCGSAGGGACGCCUCCCUCCUGCUCAGGGACCUCCCCUCGCUCCAGCAGGUCGUCCUCCACCUGAGRCCCACCAAGGUCCAGCGGGCGCUCUACCGGGCCUACAACGARCACCAAAAGGCCGCCAACGACAGGAACUUUCUGAAGCGAUUCGUGACCCUCCGCUCGGUGCACAACCACCCCGGAACCCUCCUGCCGGACCAACGSGACAACGACCCCUCGGCCCCACGAAGGCUCUCCGCCGGGAGCAAGCACUCCGCGACCGGACGCUCCUUUGCGGAGACAAAGAUCGACCGUUUCCCGGCUGCCGGCGGCGGGGCAGCGAAACCGCCCGGCAAAGAAUCCAGCGAUUCGGUCAUUGAGAUCUUGUCGAGCUCCGACGAAGACGACACGGACGGAUACGAGACCUGCACAGAAGGCACCAGGGAAUGGUGGACGAGGGUUGCCARCACGUUCGGUACCGACGCGAUGAAGGACGUCGAGAGGUAGGCAAUCGUCUGGCACGGGGCCCGCCUCCCGCGGGGCAUCGGUCUUGUGGUUUUGGAUUUGUUUGGUUUCGUUCUUUGCCGUCCUUGUCCUAACGAGAUCGUUGCGACUGUUUUUUUGYCAUUCUUUUCAACAUUGGAUUCAUUGAAAGCGGUAACAAAUGCAUCCUUCUUUUGCACAUACUAGCACAUGCAGACGAGAUGGGAGAGAAAACCGUUGUGUUUAGCCAGAGUCUGAAGGUAUGUAUGGUAUCAAUAGCGAGAGAAAACAACGMGUUUGCAAAGAAGGRGACUGYGCUUUCUAACGCUGCCGAAACACUGCUUUCUUCGUUUGGAUACCGACGUUUAGACGCUCGAUUUUUUGUCGGAACUCCUAGCGUCGAAGGAUUGGCACAARCUGUGUCCGUCGCUGGAUAAGUCCUUCCCAURKCGAAAAAGGGGGGGKUGGAUAAAGGGAAGAGACUUUCUCCGGAUCGAUGGGGCGACACCCGGGGACGAGCGAASGGAGCUCUUGCGAGAUUUCGUCGAUUUCAAGUGUYUCAAGCUGUUUCUGAUCAGYUYGACGGCCGGAGGUAUAGGGAUCAACCUCGUUUCGGCCAAUCGUGUCAUUCUGUACGUGGACGGUUGCUGUGCAAUUGGCGUGCUCGUGCCACUAGGCGGUUGGUAUACUCAUCUCAUUUUUUUUCAUACUCUCUGACCAUCGGCUCUUGUAGAUUCGACAGCCACUUCAAUCCAUCGAUCGAUAUACAGGCCAUAUAUCGCUGCUACAGGUAUGGYCAGCAGCGAAACGUGUUUGCCUACAGGUUUUUGACCCAGGGUUCUAUGGAAGAGAAGGUUUACUCCAGAGCMGUAUCCAAAAUCGGGCUCGGAAACCGAGUCAUCGACGGCAAGGAGCUUCGUCGYUGUUUCAGAAAGGACGAGAUCGACUCACUGGGAAAAGAGGACGACUGGGUCGAGUGUGUUCGGUGUCGGCAGUGGCGCAUGUUCCCUCCGGGCCACACCGCAGACAUUGCUAACCUUCCCGACGAGUGGUACUGCGAAAUGAUGGACGAGCACGAUGCCCGGAUGAACAUGACCUGCGGCUUUGAAGAAAAAGAUUCGGUUUGGUACGAUCGUCACUUCAAGAAACCAAACGUCARGAUCUCGCUCCCGUCCAACCCCGGAGCCACCGCCACCGAAGCAUCCAGCAAAAUAUCGGCGGCACAAAGCGAUGAGCUCGUCGAAAAAGACGAAAUCCUGAAAAAGAUCCUGUCGAUUCCGACGAGAUCCAAGAAGGCUGCCCUCAUUGUAAGCAAGCACUACUUUCACGAAGCUCUUGUGUCCGACUUUGAUCCCAGCAAAACCACAGCAACGAACACGGCGGCGACAAUCGCGACGGCUGAAGGUGCAAGGGAUCCAAAARRGGACACGGAGGUUUCGUCCACUCUGGAAGGAAACAGUAUGAAGGGCAGCGACGAAGAGAAAAAGGAGUCUGCAACUCUCAAACAAAACAGGAAAAGCGAUGACGAGACGACGAACAAACGAAAAUAUGCSACAAGUAGAAUGCASAGUCAGAAAAACCUCGAUACCCCUCGACCUGGUCAGAUGCGAUUUAAAAAAUCAAAAAACACAGCAAACAUGGAACGGGUUACGGGUACUGAGUUGUCUACACGGAGACUAAGUCCAGUCAAUUCGAGUGACGAUGAGUUGUACUUUUAGAGCACUUGCUGUUUGMAAGAAACCGUGCUCCGAAACAUUAUGAGCGUUUAGAAUCAGGCGAUAGACUCUAAAUUAUCGUCUUCCGGCUACAACCUGCUUCUUGUAGUCCUCAAAUGCGUCCUUGUUUGACCGUCCCCCCUGCAAAACUUGUACUUUUCGAUUUUCAACAACUAAUAGAGUCUUGCAUACGCU